ACGGGAUACUGGGAGAGCCGGAAGAGCUGCGGACAGAGAAGGAGGCAGCAGAUCCCUGUACUGGCCCUCCAUCAACGCUUCAGGUGAGAACGGAAUACAUCCACCAGGGGGGAUCUUUUUUUAAACUCGGUCUAGACUCUGGUCGGAGCUACGUUUGUAUCAGUAAGGAUGUGGAAGGCAGCAGCAGGACAGACAGCCAAUGUGACUGUAAAUGAGGACGACGACUGGGAGACUGACCCAGACUUUGAGAAUGACGUAUCAGAGAAGGAGCAGCGCUGGGGGGCCAAGACGGUGGAGGGCUCAGGACAUCAGGGGCACAUAGAUAUCCACCGACUGCGUGAGACAGUGUCGACAGAGCACACCAGUUUGAAGCAGAAGGAGUUGGAAACCAUGCCAAAGGCCUCACAUGGAUAUGGAGGAGUAUUUGGAGUGCAGCAGGACCGUAUGGACAAGUCUGCUGUGGGUCAUGACUACCAGAGCAAGCUGUCCAAGCAUUGCUCUCAGACAGAUACCUCCAAGGGUUUUGGAGGGAAGUUUGGAGUGCAAGCUGACCGUGUUGACCAGUCAGCUGUUGGGUUUGAGUAUGCUGGGAAGACGGAGAAACAUGCUUCACAGAAAGACUACUCCACUGGGUUUGGGGGGCGAUACGGCGUACAGGCAGAUCGUGUGGACGAGAGUGCAGUGGGCUUCGAUUACCAGGGCAAAACCGAGAAACACGAAUCCCAGAAAGAUUAUGCCAAGGGCUUUGGCGGCAAGUUUGGUGUCGAGACCGACAAGGUGGACAAGAGUGCUGUGGGCUUUGAGUACCAGGGCAAAACCGAGAGGCAAGAGUCACAGAAAGACUAUGUGAAGGGCUUUGGUGGCAAGUUUGGUGUGCAGACGGACAGACAGGAUAAAUCAGCGCUGGGAUGGGACCACCAGGAGAAACUACAGCUUCACGAGUCCCAGAAAGACUAUAAGCGUGGGUUUGGAGGGCGGUAUGGGGUAGAGGUGGAGAAGCAGGACCAGUGUGCUCUGGGCUAUGAGCACAAGGAGAACCUGGCUAAGCACGAGUCCCAGAAAGAUUAUUCCAAAGGAUUUGGAGGGAAAUUUGGUGUCCAGAAUGACCGGAUGGAUAAGAGCGCAGGGACUUUUGAGGAUGUGGAGAAGCCAGCCUCAUCCUACCAGAAAACCAAACCUGUGGAGGCUGCUGGCAGCAGCACAGGAAGUAUCAAGGCCCGCUUUGAGAACAUCGCCAAGCAGAAGGAGGAGGAGGACAGGAAAAGGGCCGAAGAGGAGCGAUUGCGUCGACAGGCCAAGGAGAAGCAGGAGCAAGAGGAGGCGCGCCGUAACAUCCAAGAGGAAGCCAAGGCCCCCUCUCCUGUCCCUGCUGCAAGUCCCAGUCCAACUCCAAGCCCAACUCCACCAGUCCAGCCAGCUGCUGCUCCCGCAUAUCAGACAGAGCAAGUGUCCCAUGAUGCUGCUGAGGAGAAUGGAGAGCAGCUGUACGAGGUGGACCCACAGAACCAGGAGGAGGAGCUCUACCAGACCCCCGAGGAGACGGCAGCAGGAGACGGCCAGCAGUACGAGUACGGCGAGGACCUCGGGGUGACAGCAGUGGCCCUGUACGACUACCAAGCAGCCGGUGACGACGAGAUAUCCUUCGACCCUGAUGACAUCAUCACCAACAUCGAGAUGAUCGACGAAGGCUGGUGGCGAGGCGUGUGCAGAGGUGCCUACGGCCUUUUCCCAGCUAACUACGUGGAGGUGCGGCAAUGAUGACGCUCCCUCAUGACGACCUGUGUCCCUGUCCAUGUGCAAAAAAAAAAAAAAAAAAAAAAGAGGAAGGAGACAAUUUCAACUCGCUUUUUCACACUUUGGUCUUCUCUCUUUCUCCACCUCAUCUUAGUGCUUCAACACUGUGAGACGUUCUCAGGUCUCCUAACCGGCUUUGUUUUGCUCCCUUUUCCAUCCCUCCUAUACCUCUCCCUUUUUCAGAUCACUUUGUUUCUGUACGCACAGGGAGAAUGAGUUAUCUUCCAAUGACUCCAUACAAAGAGAAUAUAUAGAACUCAUUAUCUGGGCUUUACAAAGUUUUGCUCUGCACCUCUGCUUCGUAAUAGUUAAAGCUAGAUAAUGCAACAUAGAUGUUCAGGGCCUGAGAUGACAUUACAAAUCACUUCCUGCCUCAUAGCCAGAAGUUGCAUUUUGAAACUUUUUUACCGAAUUAGAGUUGAGCUUCAGGUAUUGUCGCUUUUUCACAUCAGAGAGGAAUUUCAGUCUCACCAAAGACCAGAGUUAACGACAGCAAUGAGUUUGAAAUGUCUCUAAUGAGUCUUGUCACAGGGCUCACGGUGCUCACUGUUUAGUAGCUCAACCUUAAUGUAAGCAGGAGCAGUUUUAAGUGGAAAGCAAGCCUCCACUUUGGAUUAUAAUGUAUAUUGUUGGCUGUAUACUGUCCAGCACAUUGACUAUGGACCAAAAAGCUGAUGAACCCCUUUGCUUCUUGGUCUGUCCACAUUAAGUUUGCUAUGUUGCACGGGAGUUCAAAUUCCCCUCCCGACUGAAGCUGCACCUGUUGAUGCUCUAUGGGAAACUAAGCUUCGGUUAGUGCAAAUACUUUUCCUGAACACUUGCAUCAGUUGUAGAGUUGAUGAUAAAUGAUCAGUAGUAAGGUUUCCUUCUUUCAUGAUGUUCAAAUUGUUCACAGAAUAAUGGGGCCGUAAUGUCAAAGCCUUCAUCACUGCUGUGGCAAAUCACAAGCUAAACAGAAACACUACAGCUUGGAGUAUUAUUUUAAUCAUCUUCAUACAUUAUAUUUGCUAAUAUCAUGCUUAGAAUCAUGUACAGAGAGAUCGUGAUUUAUGAGGCUUUGAGAAAUCAUAGAUUUGAAAACAUAUUUUGUUCCCUGUCACUGUGGUUUCCUUUGGAUGUGGAUGUGAAUGUGUGUCUUGCUGCCGUGAAUGCUCAAGUUUUUGUGUCAUGGAAUGUUGAUACCCACAUGCAAGGCAUGAUAACGACUGCUCUGGAGCACAGCUAACAUCCCUCAUCAUGACCAAACAGUGUGUGCUGGACUCAGAGUGAGUACGUGGGAUUUAUCAGCAUUAAAGAGUAGAAAUUUAUAUUAGGCUGUUGUUAAGGGAAAAGGCUUCGGUGUAUUCUCCAAAUACUAAUUAUUUCUAACAGACAGCAGGUUGGAUAAACUGCAGGUCUGUGUUUUGCAGUAGUGUAGCUUCAACAGGUAUGUGUGUGUGAGGGCCUUCAUUCAAUUAAUCUUUGGGGUUUUAUAAUUAAAAAAGUGACCUUUUUCAAAUACAUUAUUUUUAUCUAUACAUAUGUUCAGUCACAUCAUUACCUGCUUGUUCUUUUUUUUUUUUUUAGUUUCAAUAAAUAAACUAUGAAUUAUAA
Epinephelus lanceolatus (giant grouper) is the source of this 3387-nucleotide messenger RNA. It is a transcript of the gene cttn, whose product is annotated as cortactin. Gene Ontology annotation, molecular function: actin filament binding. Gene Ontology annotation, biological process: cell migration; regulation of actin filament polymerization. Lineage: Eukaryota; Metazoa; Chordata; Actinopteri; Perciformes; Serranidae. Gene Ontology annotation, cellular component: lamellipodium; site of polarized growth; plasma membrane. The record is from RefSeq and is a predicted model, not a curated record.